This is a messenger RNA of Musa acuminata AAA Group (dessert banana), 1488 nucleotides long. RefSeq names its product probable protein phosphatase 2C 68. Gene Ontology annotation, cellular component: nucleus. Gene Ontology annotation, biological process: peptidyl-threonine dephosphorylation. Bases 174 to 1340 code for a protein of 388 amino acids. NCBI's taxonomy places the organism in Eukaryota, Viridiplantae, Streptophyta, Magnoliopsida, Zingiberales, Musaceae. Gene Ontology annotation, molecular function: cation binding; protein serine/threonine phosphatase activity. The record is from RefSeq and is a predicted model, not a curated record. The transcript has 4 exons.
CGCCGGGCACGGGCAGUUGCCCCCGGGCAGCGACAGCUGCUUUUUGUUGCCGCUCCGCCACGCCCAUGCCUCGUCAAUGAUUCCCUCUUCCUUCCCCGGCACUCUCCUACCCUCUUAAGAAGACGAGCGGUGCUCCCCUCCCGAACACUCUCUUUGGUUUGUUCCGUCUCCACAUGGCAGAGAUCUGUUGCGACGUCGUGACCCAGGCGGAGCGGUUGGCCAACCCCUGCUCGCCCAGACCUCGCUUGGACCGGCGGCGCCGCAUGACCCGCCGGUUCAAGAUCCUCGCCGGCGCAGAAGCGCUGGAUCUGACGGAGGAGAUGGACGGGAAGAGGCGGCGAUUGGGUUGCUCCCGCUCGUCACCCGGCGUGGAGGGCGCGGAGGAGCCGAGGGUGGAAGUGGUGACUCAGAGGGCGAGCGACCCAGAGCUGACGCAUUUGUCGCCCCCCAAGUAUGGGAUGAUGGCCGUUUGCGGCCGGAGGAGGGAGAUGGAGGACGCUGUCUCCAUCCGCCCGAACUUCGUCAAACGUGCAUGUGGGGCUGCCGCCAGGAACCACAGCUUCUUCGGCGUCUACGACGGCCAUGGUUGCUCCCAUGUGGCGGCGUUGUGCAGAAAUCGGAUGCACGAGUUGGUGGCUGAGGAGAUGUCAAGACUCGGAUCUGAUCCCCUGCCUCCGGAGGCAUGGACGAGGUUGAUGGAGCGGAGCUUCUCGCUGAUGGACUCGGAGGCGUCGGCGGCGGCGCAGUCAGGCAGCGACCGGCUGAUCCCCUGCUGCCGCUGCGAGCUUCAGACGCCAAGGUGCGACAACGUGGGCUCCACCGCCGUCGUCGGCGUCGUGGGACCUACCCACAUCGUCGUCGCCAACUGCGGCGACUCGCGUGCCGUCCUCUGCCGCGGCGGCGUUCCCGUUCCCCUCUCCUUCGAUCACAAGCCUGACCGGCCGGACGAGCUGAGUCGGAUCGAGGCGGCCGGUGGUCGAGUCAUCUACUGGGAAGGCGCAAGGGUUCUCGGCGUGCUCGCCAUGUCACGAGCCAUCGGGGACAGCUACCUGAAGCCGUACGUGACAUCGGAACCGGAGGUGACGGUGACGGAGAGGAGCGAGGAGGACGAGUGCCUGAUCCUGGGAAGCGACGGGCUGUGGGACGUGGUCACCAACGACAUGGCCUGCCACGUCGCUCGCAUGUGCCUCCGGGCCAGUUCACCCGCGAGGGUACCCGGCGAGCGUCGCGACGGCGCGUGCUCCGACGCCGCGACGCUGCUGACGAAGCUGGCGCUCGCGAGGGGGAGCGAGGACAAUGUCAGCGUGGUUAUCGUUGACCUGAGGAGACAAUCGAGAUGAUGCAGUUCUACCGAGAGUAGCAGUAACACGUGAACUGGCAAUUCUUAAUUAGAAAGAGAGAGAGAGAGAGAGAGAGAGAGAGCGAGAGAGAGGGGAAGAAAUUUAGAUGUAUGAAAUGAUACAUAUAAACAGCUUUUAACUUCUUUUC